Molecule: messenger RNA, 1762 nt
Organism: Dryobates pubescens (Downy woodpecker)
Lineage: Eukaryota; Metazoa; Chordata; Aves; Piciformes; Picidae
Product: transmembrane protein 180
Exons: 7
Coding region: 120-1520 (466 amino acids)
Source: RefSeq, a predicted model, not a curated record
GAAGAGGUGUGUGGAAAACUGCUCUUCCAUCAUCUGCCUUACCAUCUUCCCUCACAACAGCCUGUCUUCAGCCACUUGGUAAACCACAGGAAGGAAGAAGAGAGUUGUACUUGGGGAAGAUGAAGUUUGGUUUGGGAGUUCAUCCUAAUGCUCUGGCAUAUUCCAUGACUACAUUAGGUGCUGGAAUGAUGAACAGUAUCUUUAAUUUCUACUACGUUAAGCUUUUCUUAAACCGAUACAAAAUUUCAGAAGCAGCAUUUCAUCAAGCACAGGUUGUGUUUAUGAUCUGGAAUGCCAUUAAUGAUCCCCUUUUUGGGUAUAUUCAAGAUAACUCCAACUUCACAUGCUGCUCAAGACGCCAAGUUUCAAUUUUAUAUGGAGCUCCAUUGUAUGCUUUAGCCUUUUUGCUGCCUUGGUUUCCUUGGAAACAUUACGAAGAAGGUGAGUGGCUAAGUGGCCUUCACCUCAUUGUUGCCUUAUGUGCUUUUGAUGGUUUGCUUACGUUUGUGCUCCUGGCUCAGUGCGCGCUCUUCGCAGAAAUCUCAACAAGGCAUGACAGUAGACUUCAGCUUAUUAGAUAUAACCAAGUAGCAACGUUAAUUGGAUCCACAAGCAUUCUCUUUUGUGGUCUGAUAUCAGAUAACAUGGAAAACUUUGCCCGCUUUCAGGCUUUUGCUCUGUUGGUCGCAGCACUAGCAACAGCCUGUAUGUGUUACACGGGCAAAUACAGUACAAGUCAAUAUGAGCAGAGAGAAAUUUGUACAGAGAAGAGUCAGCUGGAAAACGGUGCUGGAGCUCUUUCCUGGUCCUCAGUAAUUUCAUUAACCAAACAGAUUAUGACAGAGAAAAACUUCUUGUUUUUUGUAACGAUGAACUUCUUCCAAGUCUUCCACCUAGCCUUCUGCAACAAUUUCAUGAUGAUCUUUGCGGAUAAUCUUAUUCCUAAGGAUGUCCUUUCUUCCUCAAUAAGAAGUAUCAUGUAUGGAGCAAGCUUUAUUUGUCCUCAGUGCCUUGUUCUUCUCAGUCACUCUUCGUUGAAGAAGUUUGGUUAUUACAGAAUCAUCUUGUUUUCAUUUUACUUGGAAGGAGUAGCUGCUGCUGUCAUGUUUGUUCUAGGGCCAGAACACUAUUAUCUGUUGGCAUUUUAUCUCACAACAAACAUGGUAAUUGUCCAAGCUUCAUUUAGUUUGUUCAAUUUGCCUUUGGCAGAUAUUGUUGAUGCAGAUUUGACAAAGCACAAGCGGAGAUCACCCCUUUCCUCUAUGGUUUUUGGUACCAAUGCCUUAUUUACCAAGCCUGCCCAGUCUUUGGCUCCAAUGCUUGUGGUUACAAUACUAAAUCAAUUUGGAUAUGAGAACUUGAAGAAUAAAGUUGCUCAACCUGAUCUGAGUUUGUUUGUAGGUCUUCAUGAUGCCAUGUUCUAUUUGAUCUGCCUGGUUCCACUUUGCAUUGCAGUCAUACAGAUCCUGGCAUGGACUCCCUUUUCAAUCCAGAACAGUCAUCUGACAGCUGUGCACUAAAUAUGUAACAGCUGGUGAGCAAACCUGCUGAACUGUACCACAGAACAGUUCCUAUGUUUUAAAGUGAAAAAGCAGAACUGGACUGUUAGACCAAGCACAGUCUGAGCCAUUUCAACGAAGCUGCGUUCUUCAGUCUCUGUAGACUAUGACACAGAUCACACUCAGCCUUAAUGCUGAGCCUACACAGACUUCAGUUGUUUGCCUUGAACAGGCUUUAUUCUUCAUUACUAAAUAAAAUAAUU